Messenger RNA from Pyrus x bretschneideri (Chinese white pear), 2655 nucleotides. RefSeq names its product probable LRR receptor-like serine/threonine-protein kinase At4g37250. Bases 115 to 2463 code for a protein of 782 amino acids. Gene Ontology annotation, biological process: protein phosphorylation. The transcript is spliced from 2 exons. Gene Ontology annotation, molecular function: protein kinase activity; receptor serine/threonine kinase binding; ATP binding. Lineage: Eukaryota; Viridiplantae; Streptophyta; Magnoliopsida; Rosales; Rosaceae. The record is from RefSeq and is a predicted model, not a curated record.
CGGCCUCACUUUUCCCAUAAAUCUCACUCCUCUCUCUGUCUCUCUCUCUCUCUAGACUUCAAUCUGUUGUGUUUUUCUAGACAGAGAAAUGUGGGAUUCCAGUGCAAAAACAUCAUGAGCUCCCAAAGCCUCCAUUUUUUUACAUGCUUUCUUCUUCUCCUCUCCGUCCAAUCUUUUGGUCUCGACACAGAUGGACUUCUGUUACUUUCUUUCAAGUUCUCUAUCCUCCGUGACCCUCAGUCCGUUCUUGCCACCUGGAAUUCGUACGACGAGACGCCAUGUUCAUGGAGAGGCGUCGUUUGCGCCCCGCAGCCGAGGAACUCGUCGGAAAACUACCAACGAGUGGUAAGCUUGAAUCUUCCCAACUCUCAGCUUCUGGGUUCGAUCCCUGCCAACCUUGGCAUGAUCGAACACCUUCAAAGUCUUGAUCUUUCCAACAAUUCCCUCAACGGUUCGCUCCCACAGUCGCUCUUCAACGCCACGGAGCUUCGGGUUCUUGAUUUGUCGUACAAUUUGAUCUCCGGGGAGCUGCCGGACAUGGUGUCUCAGCUGACCAACCUCCAGAGUCUCAACCUCUCCGACAAUGCCUUGGCGGGAAAAUUACCCACCAAUCUGUCUUCUCUGCACUCUCUAACGAUCAUUUCUUUGAAGGAUAAUUACUUCUCAGGCGGUCUUCCGAGCGGGUUCGAAUCCGUUCAGGUUUUGGAUCUGUCUUCGAAUCUGAUCAACGGCUCUCUGCCGUCUGAUUUUGGCGGCAACAGUCUGAGUUACUUCAACGUCUCCCACAACGGACUUUCCGGGAAAAUCCCGCCUGAAUUUUCCGAGAAAAUUCCAGGUAACGCCAAAACCGACCUAUCUUUCAACAAUCUUACCGGCGAAGUCCCGGAAACUCAGGUGUUCUUGAACCAAGAAACUGGGUCUUUUACCGGCAAUCCUGAUCUGUGUGGCCCACCGACCAAGAACCCAUGUCCGAUUCCUUCUUCUCCUUCCUCUUCACCCAAUGCUUUGUCUCCGAAAUCUCCUCCGGCAUUUGCUGCAAUUCCCAGGAACCCAGAGACCAGUUCGGGGAGAUCGAAAAAUGGGCAUUCGCAACAAAGCCAGACCGGGCUCAGACCAGCCGCCAUUGUCGGAAUAGUCGCCGGCGACAUAGCCGGAAUCGGAAUCCUCGCUCUCGUUUUCCUGUACAUAUACAGAUUGAAGAAGAAGAAGAGCACCAAGGCCGAGAUCACAGCAAAGCUCAAGAAAGAAGCUAAUACAAAUUCAACGCCGGUAGUCAAUGACUGGUCUUCUUCCUCGUCGGAAUCGAAGGGGUUCACCAGAUGGUCGUGCCUGAGAAAGAGAGGCGAAGACGAAGACAGCUCCGACACGACAGCCUCCGAUUCCGAAGAACAUCAGACAGAGCAGAAUCCGCAAAAGGGUAACGAAAGCAAACGGCAGCAAGAGCAGGAACAGAGCAAAGGCGGGACCUUGGUGACCGUCGACGGCGCAAAGGAGCUAGAACUCGAGACGCUGCUCAAAGCCUCGGCGUACAUUCUGGGCGCCACCGGUUCGAGCAUAAUGUACAAGGCGGUGCUCGAAGACGGAAGCUCUUUGGCGGUUCGGAGGAUCGGGGAGCAGAGUGUGGACCGGUUCAAGGAUUUCGAGAACCAAAUCAAGCUUGUGGCCAAACUGGUCCACCCGAACCUGGUUCGAAUUCGUGGGUUCUAUUGGGGAGUCGACGAGAAGCUCAUCAUCUAUGAUUUCGUUCCAAAUGGCAGCCUCGCAAACGCACGUUACAGGAAGGUGGGUUCGUCGCCUUGUCAUUUACCGUGGGAAGCGAGGCUCAAUAUAGCGAAAGGGGUUGCCCGUGGGCUUGCGUACCUCCACGAAAAGAAGCACGUCCACGGAAACCUCAAGCCGACUAACAUUCUCUUGGACACAGACAUGGAGCCCCGGAUUGGUGAUUUUGGACUUGAGAGACUUUUGUCCGGCGACACAAGUUACAAAAUUGGAAGCUCGAUAAGAAAUUUCGGAAGCAAGAGAUCAACGGCUUCACGGGAUAGCUUUCAGGAUUUUGCACUUGGGCCUAGUCCAGGCCCAAGUCCGAGCCCUAGCUCUAUGGGUACAUCGCCUUAUCAUUGCCCUGAAUCGCUUCGGAGCCUGAAGCCGAAUCCAAAGUGGGAUGUGUACUCAUUUGGGGUGAUAUUGCUUGAGCUACUAACCGGGAAAGUUGUGGUUGUGGAUGAGGCAGUGCAGGGUCUUGGGCUUGUUGGAGUGGAUGAUAGCGGCAGGGCUUUCCGGAUGGCAGAUAUGGCAAUCAGAGGUGAAUUGGAGGGCAAAGAGGAGGCCCUGUUGUCCUGCUUCAAGUUGGGGUACAAUUGUGCGUCACCUGUCCCACAAAAGAGACCACCAAUGAAAGAAGCUCUACAAGUCCUUGAGAAAUUCCCAUCUUCUGCUUCAUCAUCAUAUUAUUAUGCCCUCUAAUGACAUGUUUUGUACCCUUAAUUUGUAGAGAGAGAGAGAGAGAUGUAUGUAUGAUUUAUUUUAUUCUCAAGUCUUUGUAGUUGGUUCAUCCAUCCAAUUUUUUUCAGUAUGAAUCCAUCUGUUUUUGGGAUUAUUAGUCCUUGUAGUAGGUUAAGUGUUGAUCAACUAAUAAUUAAUCUUUGUUAGGUCUCA